Messenger RNA from Onthophagus taurus, 1722 nucleotides. Lineage: Eukaryota; Metazoa; Arthropoda; Insecta; Coleoptera; Scarabaeidae. The record is from RefSeq and is a predicted model, not a curated record.
UUAAUAAGCUUUUUUAAUUAAUAAAUGAUUGCAUUAAAAAAGUAAUUUAUUUUUAAAACGUAACCUAACAUUAAUGACACCUGUCAAAAAUAAAUAUUAAAAUUGUGCCUAUUUUAAUCUGAUAAAUAAUAAUUAACCUUGGUUAUUAUUGUUAUUAUGUGGUGCUUAUCGUAAUAAUCAUCUUUAUAUUCAUCCUGUUUGUGCCAUCAAGUAAAUAACGAUUAUUUGUGCCUUAAUCGGAAAUGAGUAAUUUUUAUUAUAAACCAUCUCCUAAUAACAUUUCGAAUCAUUUUUGCUUGGUAACUUCAACAUGAUGGAUAAAGCUUUAUUCUCGUUGGUUAUUCUUGUAAUAAUCUUCCAAAUUUGUCUCUCUAAAAGCAUUUCGGAGGAAAAUCAUCAUUUAAGGAUCGAAAGGGAUGCGCAAGAUUUCCGUGGAGCAUCUCCCCCAAUUCAGCCACCAAAUGGUGUUGAUGGAGUCAUUGGAAUCGCUUGGGAGGUUAUCCAAAAAAUUCCGGGUGUUGGGCGCAAAUAAAAUAAUCUUAUUUAUUAAGUAAUUAGUUAAUAAUAUUAUUAUUGUAUAAUUAUUAUUAUGAAUGUCACAAUAAAACUUUGUUUCAACUCAAAACAUUCGGUGGUAACUUCACGUCAUUAAAAUGUCAAAAUUAAAGUGAUUUGAAAUGUUAAAAACUUAAACUUUUUUUGGUAUUAUGGCAAAAUUCUUGUAUAAAUAGCAUGGCAGAUUCGGGCAGUGCCCCCGAAUAUGUUAAAUUUAUAAUUGCCUCAACAUCUGGCAUGGGGGCCACAGGAAUAUGUUAUCCCUUGGAUGUAGUAAAAUUUCGGAUGCAAGUGAGCGGAGAAAUGGGAAAAAAAGCCGACCAUACAAAUACCUUACAAUUUUUGAAGUCAAUCUUCAAAAAUGAGGGGUUUUUGGGGUUUUAUGGCGGACUCUCUGCAAGUUUACUCCGACAAGCUACUUAUACAGGAACUCGUUUGGGGGUUUAUCAAUCUUUAUUUGAUUAUUUUUCUUCAAAAGAGGGGCGUCCACCGACGGUUUUUCAGAAAUUAAUAUGCGGUUUCGUUGGUGGAUUAGCUGGUGGAUUCGUGGGGGUCCCCAGCGAUGUUGCAAUGACCCGAAUGGCCGUUGAUGGUCGGUUACCGAAAGAACAACGCAGAAAUUACACCUGGGUAGGCAACGCUCUUAUUAGAAUCUACAAAGAGGAAGGUUUUAAAGCGUUAUUUCGGGGAACCAUUCCCACGAUAACCCGAGCUAUCAUUGUGAAUAUCGCUCAAUUUGUGACGUAUUCGCAAACAAAAAUUUUCCUCGUCUCUUACGAUAUCAAAGCUGAUUCGACGAUCAGUCACAUUUUAUCGAGUGUAGUUUCGACUUGUGUUUGUACGAUGUGGGCUAUGCCCCCGGAUGUUGCGAAAACGAGGCUACAAAACAUGAAAAUAAUCGAUGGAAAACCCGAGUACGCCAAUGCUAUCGACGUUUGGGUGAAAAUGGCUCAUAUGGAAGGAUUUAGCUCCCUUUGGAAGGGUUUUACUCCCAUGCUAAUACGUAGCCUACCAAAAAGCAUGUUAUUGUUUUUAAUUUACGAAAAUCAAUAUCGGUUAUAUCGAAACUAUUUUCGAAAACCAUGAUUUAAAUUUUUAAAUUAAAAACAGUGAUCUGUAUUAUCAACAGAACUUUAAGCGUUUAAUAAUAGAUGGCGUUUUUAUAAA